AUGGUGGCUGAUCACGAUGUUUCUGAAGGCGGUGGUGACAACGCCAGAAUACGAGGCGACGGCGAAGACAACUCCAACAACCAUCAACCACAACCAACGUCAACCACGCCGCUCCUGGGCCAGGAUCACAGUCCGAUGGCUCUAACCAGUGUUGGCAGACGGGGUCGACGGACCUUGGGCACCUUUCUCCUCCUUAUAGUCGUGGUUCUCUGGACAUCGUCAAACUUCCUUGCCAGCACAAUAUUCGCCGACAACACAUAUUCUAAACCGUUCCUCGUAACAUACCUGAACAGUGGAUCCUUUAUUUUCAUGCUGGUCCCUUUCGUCGGCAGCCGGGUUCACAAGCUAUGGAAGGCAGGAAAACUACGGGAUAUCAGAUCAUUUCAGGCUCUUAUCAGGGAGUUCAACAACCCUACAUUGGGAGAGGAAACAAGACCGAUUCUGAGCACCAAUCAAGAUGAAGAGACUGACGGCAGGCUGCCACAAGAAACAGGAGAUACAAAUGCACAGGAGCAACAUGUUACGGCUGCUACGAGUGUAUCGAAUGGCAAACUAGGAUUCAAAGAUACAGCUAAACUUAGCUUGGAAUUUUGUAUAAUAUGGCACUACGGUUUUGACAUCUACAAGCGGUAUUUCGCGGGACUCCCCAGAGUGUGGACUCUCAUAUUUGGAGCGGCUAUUGGAGUUGAGAGAUUCACAGUCCGAAAAUGUAUUGGUGUGCUUACAUCACUUUUCGGCAUAUUCCUGAUAUCUAGAGUUGAUAUCUCCAGCUCAUCUGAUUCGAAUAAGAGUUCUUUCCCCAACAAACCACCUGCUGAAAUUAUUCUUGGUAACUUCAUGGCCGCAUUCAGUGCCGUUCUAUAUGGAGUUUAUACGACCUUGAUGAAGAGGCGCGUUGGGGACGAGUCCCGGGUUGAUAUGCGAAUUUUCUUUGGCCUUGUUGGGGUUUUCGCUUCCGUCAUACUCUGGCCUGGAUUCAUCGUAUUGCAUUAUACUGGAAUCGAACCGUUUACUCUCCCACCUACUAGGUUCGUUUUUCUGAUUGUUCUGGUUAAUGCAAUUAUAUCAUUUGCAUCAGAUAUAUGCUGGGCCUUUGCUCUUUUACUCACAAGCCCAGUAAUCGUGACAAUUGGAUUAAGUCUCAACAUUCCGUUAUCAUUGCUUGGACAAAUUAUAAUCCAGCACAAGUAUGCAACGGGAAUGUACUGGCUUGGUGCUACUCUGGUGUUUGUUUCCUUCAUAGUUGUGAACUAUGAGGCCCCUACAUGA
Molecule: messenger RNA, 1269 nt
Organism: Microsporum canis CBS 113480
Lineage: Eukaryota; Fungi; Ascomycota; Eurotiomycetes; Onygenales; Arthrodermataceae
Product: thiamine-repressible mitochondrial transport protein THI74
Exons: 5
Coding region: 1-1269 (422 amino acids)
Biological process (GO): regulation of peptide transport
Source: RefSeq, a predicted model, not a curated record